UUUCCUUAGGAAAAUUUUAUAGAGACAAUGGCGGCUAGGGCAUCAAUCACAGUAGCAGUGCUGAUGUUCUUCUUUUUGAUGCACGGCGAGGCUGACGUAACAAGGUAUAUCCUCGGCGAUGAUUUAGGUUGGACCAACAUCGUAAGCAUGGAAACUUGGCCAGAAGGCAAAACCUUCUAUACCGGCGACAUCCUCGAAUUCCAUUAUGACCAGUAUUCAUACGAUGUGGCCAUCGUAAAUCAGACGGGGCAUGACUCAUGCACUGUGAACGAAGGGGCAAAGGUAUUUAAAACCGGAAACGACGAAUCCCGCUUGUGUUUGGAACGAAUUAAUGCAUCUGCAGCAAUGCUCUUGACUGUUCUCUCAGCAUGAAGAUGGCCAUUGAUGCCAAAGCUCGCCCCUCCGAAUGAAAUUAACAUCCAUUA
Messenger RNA from Rubroshorea leprosula, 425 nucleotides. NCBI's taxonomy places the organism in Eukaryota, Viridiplantae, Streptophyta, Magnoliopsida, Malvales, Dipterocarpaceae. The record is from the annotation of a GenBank genome assembly.